This is a messenger RNA of Mus pahari (shrew mouse), 1820 nucleotides long. It is a transcript of the gene Homer2, whose product is annotated as homer scaffold protein 2. The record is from RefSeq and is a predicted model, not a curated record. Lineage: Eukaryota; Metazoa; Chordata; Mammalia; Rodentia; Muridae. Gene Ontology annotation, cellular component: dendrite; plasma membrane; cytoplasm. Gene Ontology annotation, biological process: regulation of store-operated calcium entry; G protein-coupled glutamate receptor signaling pathway. Gene Ontology annotation, molecular function: G protein-coupled glutamate receptor binding. The transcript has 9 exons. The coding region runs from base 191 to 1255 and encodes 354 amino acids.
CCGCCCGCCCGCGCCUGGCGGCGGCCCCGACACCGGCAGAGCAGCCGCGCAGCCGGCGGAAUGGAACGGCGCCGGGGCUGAGCCGGGCGCACUCGGGCCGCCGCAUGUGCCGCGCGGGGAGCAGCUGCCGAGCGGGCGGAGAGCGAACGCCAGGGGCCACGUCGGAGCGGCCGCACGAGCAGCGCCGGAGAUGGGAGAACAGCCCAUCUUCACCACGCGAGCGCAUGUCUUCCAGAUUGACCCCAGCACCAAGAAGAACUGGGUGCCGGCAAGCAAGCAGGCCGUCACGGUUUCCUACUUCUAUGAUGUCACCAGGAACAGCUAUCGGAUCAUCAGUGUGGAUGGAGCCAAGGUGAUCAUAAACAGCACUAUCACCCCGAACAUGACUUUCACCAAAACGUCACAGAAGUUCGGGCAGUGGGCUGACAGCAGAGCCAACACCGUGUUUGGUUUGGGCUUCUCCUCGGAGCUGCAGCUCACGAAGUUUGCAGAGAAGUUCCAGGAGGUAAGAGAAGCUGCCAGGCUAGCCAGAGACAAGUCCCAGGAGAAAGCUGAGAGUGCAAGCAGCCAUUCCCAAGAAUCUGGGUGUGAAACCCCAUCUUCCACUCAGGCAUCCAGCGUCAAUGGCACAGACGACGAGAAGGCUUCUCACGCGAGCCCAGCCGACACUCACCUCAAGUCUGAGAAUGACAAGCUGAAGAUCGCGCUGACACAGAGUGCCGCCAAUGUGAAGAAGUGGGAGAUGGAGCUGCAGACCCUGCGGGAGAGCAACGCCCGGCUGACCACGGCGCUGCAGGAGUCGGCGGCUAGCGUGGAGCAGUGGAAACGGCAGUUCUCCAUCUGCAGGGACGAGAAUGACAGGCUCCGCAGCAAGAUCGAGGAGCUGGAAGAACAGAGCAGUGAGAUAAACAGGGAGAAGGAGAAGAACACACAGCUGAAGAGGAGGAUCGAGGAGCUGGAGUCAGAGGUCCGAGAGAAGGAGAUGGAGUUGAAAGAUCUCCGAAAACAAGGUGAAAUCAUACCUCAGCUCAUGUCCGAGUGUGAAUAUGUCUCUGAGAAGUUAGAGGCGGCCGAAAGAGACAAUCAAAACUUGGAAGACAAAGUGCGGUCUCUAAAGACAGACAUCGAGGAGAGUAAAUACCGGCAGCGCCACCUGAAGGGGGAGCUGAAGAGCUUCCUUGAGGUGCUGGACGGAAAGAUCGAUGACCUCCAUGACUUCCGCAGAGGACUCUCCAAGUUAGGCACAGAUAACUAGGGCGGGGCGGAGUCCAGAUCCCGAGUGGCAAGUGUGUGUGAGAGGUGAAAUAGACAUAGGACAUUCUCCAUUUGCUUCUGUAAAUGCAGGUGCGUUCUGUCUGUCUCCAGACCAGUCGUGCCGUCCGCUCACUCCUCCAGAAUAGGAAAUCUCUUGCUUCUCUGGCUUCGUGAGGUCGUGGGCAACUGGAAGCUUCUGACUCAGGAAUCCAGAACUUGGUCUACCUUAGCCGUUUACGCAGUCAGCACAGGGAUGUUUAGAUCUUCCCUUAAGGGCUGUUGCAACCCUAUGAACUGGGGAUGGGGGGAGUAUUUUCGAAUCCAAGUGUCAUUAUCCUUUACAACAGGCCUUUGGGCACCUUCUGCUGUGUGGCAUUCAGUGUAUGUGACUCUCCAGCAGGUUCUAGACCACGGGCAAGUGGAGGGAGCAUCUUUUUCCCAGUAUGCAUUUCGUUGCUUUAGCAGAUGUAGCUAACCUUUUGAAGUCGUGGCAUGACAUUGUCAACCACAAAGUUCACACUCAAAAACACAAUUGACUUACCCAAAAAGAAAUAAUUGUAAAAAAA